UCAUUUCUGAGGGAAAGACAGAGAGCGAGAGAAGGCAACACUUUACUGUAUGCAAGACAACAACUGCUGUAAAGAAGACAUGCAUGGCAGAGAAAGUUUGAUUGAAGGAGGGAGGGCAAGAAUGCCAGAGAGCGAAUGAGGAGGUAGAGUGAGUGGUGGGGGGGAGCGAAAGAGAAAAGGCGGAAUGCAACAGGCUCCUUUAUUCACACAGAGAGACACAUCUGACUUAUACAAGUCAACUGAGCUGCUCUCGUUCAGCCCUUCACUCCAGACCUCCAUCUACCGCCAGAAUCACCAUAUCAGGCACCUGUUGGAUUUUAUAAUUGUACAUCAAUUUUGGAUCACUUGAGUUCAUCAUCCCUCCAAAUCAGUGCUACACAAACCAACAAAAGUUUAUAAUGGAUUUACGAUUAGCUCACAGAGUUUAGUAAGAGAAUUCCUUUUAUAAAAAGUGCCAAAGUGAGAAGUGAGAUAGUGGUAGGAGACAGAUAAUUCACCAUCUCAACAACAGCAACAUUGGACCAUCUUUCGACGCUGGAGGAGCGCCAUCAUAAAAAUGGCAACCAAUAGGGAGAGGCCUGUGAGUCAUAUGACAGGGUUCUACCCCUUUGCCUUCAGUUCAAUGCGAAACCACUCCCCCUUUGAUCUUCUGGCCAAUGGCAGCCUCUUUGGACGAUUUGGGGCGGACCUUCCUAAAGAGAUGGCAGCUCUGUCGGUGGAGACCCAGAGCACAAGCUCAGAGGAGAUGGUUCCUAGUUCUCCUUCUCCACCCCCUCCUCCUCGUGUCUAUAAACCCUGCUUUGUGUGCCAGGACAAAUCUUCUGGCUAUCAUUAUGGAGUCAGCUCUUGUGAGGGCUGCAAGGGUUUUUUCCGUCGCAGUAUCCAGAAAAACAUGGUGUAUACCUGCCACAGAGACAAAAACUGCCAGAUCAACAAGGUGACACGCAACCGCUGUCAGUACUGCCGACUGCAGAAGUGCUUUGAGGUUGGCAUGUCUAAGGAAGCGGUGCGGAACGACAGGAAUAAGAAAAAGAAGGAUGUAAAAGAGGAGGUGGUUCUUCCAGAAAGCUACGAGCUGAGUGGAGAACUGGAAGAACUGGUUAACAAAGUCAGCAAAGCGCACAGGGAAACCUUCCCUUCCCUCUGUCAGCUCGGAAAAUACACGACCAACUCCAGUGCGGAUCACAGGGUUCAGCUGGAUCUUGGACUGUGGGAUAAGUUCAGUGAGCUCUCUACUAAAUGCAUUAUAAAGAUUGUGGAGUUUGCCAAACGUCUGCCAGGUUUUACUUCACUCACCAUUGCGGACCAGAUCACCUUACUGAAAUCUGCCUGCCUUGAUAUACUGAUGUUGCGGAUUUGUACUCGCUACACUCCGGAGCAGGACACUAUGACCUUCUCGGAUGGGCUGACCCUCAACAGAACACAGAUGCACAACGCUGGUUUCGGUCCACUCACAGACCUGGUGUUUGCUUUUGCCGGGCAGCUCCUGCCUCUGGAGAUGGAUGACACAGAGACAGGCCUCCUUAGCGCCAUCUGCCUUAUCUGCGGAGACCGCAUGGACCUGGAGGAGCCUCAUCGGGUGGAUCAGCUACAGGAGCCUCUGCUAGAGGCGUUAAAGAUCUACGCUCGCCGCCGACGCCCCAACAAACCUCACAUGUUCCCACGGAUGUUGAUGAAGGUUACUGACCUCCGAGGCAUCAGCACUAAAGGAGCGGAGCGAGCCAUCACUCUGAAGAUGGAGAUCCCAGGACCGAUGCCUCCUCUGAUCAGAGAGAUGCUGGAGAACCCGGAGGCCUUUGAGGAGAACUCUGACUCUAAAGAUAGUGCAGCUGCCGCCCCCCUGCCGCCUCCCGCCAUCCAGGCCAUCAAACGUGAGAGGGACGAGGAAUCCACCCUGGAGGAUGAAGAAGACGAGGAGGAUGAGUGUGCAGAGGAGGGACGGGAUAGAGCAGGGGACAGUGAGGAUGAGGAAUGGGGACUCCUGCAAGUGGACAUGGGUGGAGCUAGAAAGAGUGCAACAGGAAGAGCACAGUGACUGCUGGAGGACAGUAUGUAUGCGGGUCUGAUACAUACAUACAACAGCAGCCAACAUUGUAUUUUAGACACCUGAUCAGUUGAAACAAACAGAUUUUCCAUCAUUCAGUCAAACAAACAGCAUUGUUUCCCAUAAUGACUUUAUAUGAAACAAAUAAACAUGCACAACUUUGCACAUCUAGUUUCCCUCAGCUAAAAAUAACAUCCUUAAGAACAUGACAACGCUGUUACUUCAGACAGUGUUUCUCUAAAUGAAUAGAGAGAGAAAUUAAAAAAAAGAGUGCAAGACUAGAGAAAGAUAAGCCAUUGUGCCAUAUCUGGAAGUUACUUGGUAUAUGCGUAUUUUGUACUACAUUUGGAGAUGCCAAAUAUUUAAGAAUGCAUCCCAAAGCCUUGUUCUUUAAGGGAAACAUUUUUUUCACGACUGUAUAUGGAUGCAUAAUCAGAACUGCUCAAUGAGAAAAGAGAAAAACAACAAACAACCACACAAACGACCGAUUCAAUGGUCUAAAAACCUUUUUUCGAGACAUACAUUUACUGCAUAACUUUGUACUCUUGAUGUUGCAUUGUCUCAGUUAUAUGACAUUUUGUAUAUGCACACUUUUCAACAUCUCUAUGCUUCUUUCAGUGUGUUUUUUUGUGUUUUUGAGUACAUGCUUUUUACUAAACGCUCCAACAUGUUAUCCUACAGCCAUACUCUACAUCUGAAUUUGACAUUUAUACCAAUUUUAGGGUUUUGGGCAUUAGAAGAUUAUAUAAAUUUUUAGAUUGAUAUUUUAAAUUUAAAAUAAAAUUUUUAGAUCUAGAUUUAUAACAUUAGCUCAGAAUACAGAAUACAUCACAUUCAUUAUGUUAUUACGUACAAAUCAAACCUUUCACUCAGGGCAAAUCAAGGACCAAAGGUGACAUGUCUCAUAGAUCAGAGCAUGCGUGCACUAUUUGAUCUUUAGCUUUAAAAGCUGAAAUGUAACGUUUUACUCUGGGAUCUAGAAGAGUUCCAUGAUUAGGUAUUAAAAGCAAUAAUACACUAUGUUGUACAAGAACUCUAUAGUAAUGUGUCAAAUAUGAGCCGAGCAUAUAUGAGUAGUGGCGUGCACAAGCGAUUCCGUUCAAUCCCAUAACCAUGUCAAAAAUGUUCCUUUGUAGGUCGUGGGGGGGAAAAAAAUAAUUAGGCGAAGGUUCCCUAUCAGAGUGGCUUCAAGAAACUUUUUUUUACUUUUUCCCUGCCAUUGACGGAAUUUUCUGUCUCUCUCUGUUUUCACUAUUAAACAGUAGGGGGCGCUAUUACGCAUCUUCUGAAAGAGUAAAGAAUCUCCAGAUCAAAACACAGGCAAAAAAGGAGCAGAAAAAAGUUAUAAAAGCAUUGCUUGGUUAUGUUGUAGUCUUUGGGAAAAAAAGAAAAAAAAAAGGAAAAAAAGGAAAAAAAAAACAUUUCUUUCUUUUGAACAAAAUGCUGAUUUUUUUAUUUAUGAAACUUACCCACAUUCAAGUGUUGAUAAAA
Megalobrama amblycephala (Wuchang bream) is the source of this 3535-nucleotide messenger RNA. It is a transcript of the gene rargb, whose product is annotated as retinoic acid receptor, gamma b. Gene Ontology annotation, biological process: retinoic acid receptor signaling pathway; cellular response to corticotropin-releasing hormone stimulus; regulation of transcription by RNA polymerase II. Gene Ontology annotation, molecular function: nuclear receptor activity; zinc ion binding; nuclear glucocorticoid receptor binding. Gene Ontology annotation, cellular component: nucleus; transcription regulator complex. NCBI's taxonomy places the organism in Eukaryota, Metazoa, Chordata, Actinopteri, Cypriniformes, Xenocyprididae. The record is from RefSeq and is a predicted model, not a curated record.